Malaya genurostris is the source of this 1463-nucleotide messenger RNA. RefSeq names its product pseudouridine-5'-phosphate glycosidase. Bases 291 to 1463 code for a protein of 390 amino acids. The record is from RefSeq and is a predicted model, not a curated record. NCBI's taxonomy places the organism in Eukaryota, Metazoa, Arthropoda, Insecta, Diptera, Culicidae. Gene Ontology annotation, molecular function: pseudouridylate synthase activity. The transcript is spliced from 8 exons.
AAAACAGCUGGUUUUGUGUAUCCGCGUUCGUGAUGAUUGUUUUUUCGCCGGUCCGUUCAACGGUUUUCUAAUUUUAGUGCUGUAAUUGUUGAUGCGUUAUUUUGGAAGCAGUUUCUCAUAAUACAAUCUAGUGAAGCUUUUGAAUUUAGUGAUUUCAUUGAUAUUAUUCUGGUCAAACAUUCCUAAUUUUGUUAUAGUAGUGAAAGAACACUCAAGUCGAUAAUUAUCUGUGCUGAAGUGCUUGGUUUCUUGAUUCUCUUAGUUAAGUAGCUAACGAACACGCAGAAAAAAUGUUUCGCGUUUCCAACAUGGCAAUACUGUUCAAAAGCAAUGGACGCUCAAUUGCAAAGCGAAGUCUCACUGAUCUUUCGAAACUUCCGAGCUCCCUGAUCAACAUCAAACCGGACGUAGCCGAAGCCCUCCGGAUGGCUCCACAGUCCGUGGUAGCACUCGAGUCAACCAUCAUCACCCAUGGUAUGCCCUAUCCGCACAAUCUCGAGACGGCCCUCGAGGUAGAGGAGAUUGUUCGUCAAAAGGGAGCCAUUCCGGCCACCAUCGGCAUAGUGGACGGCCGUAUUCACGUUGGUAUCAGUGGUGAUCAGUUGGUAAAACUGGCCAAAACCGACGGCAGACCCACAAUCAAAACGUCCCGCCGUGAUCUGGCAUACGUACUAAGUAAUGGUCUAAACGGAGGCACAACGGUGGCGGGAACACUGCUGGUGGCCGAUAUGGUUGGCAUACGGGUGUUUGCGACGGGAGGAAUCGGCGGAGUGCACCGUGGCGGUCAUGAUACGAUGGAUGUGUCAGCCGAUUUGGUCGAACUGGGCCGAACACCGGUUGCGGUCGUUUCCAGCGGGGUGAAAUCUAUUCUGGACAUUCCGAGGACGCUGGAGUAUUUGGAAACCCAGGGAGUUUGUGUUGCAUCCUAUCAAUGUCCGGAUUUGAAUUUUCCCGCUUUCUACACCAGAUCCAGUGGUUCCAAAGCCGCUUAUAAUUUAAACACUGCCCUGGAAGCUGCCAAUAUGAUAAGCGUAAACAGAGCGCUCGGUUUGCGAUCAGGAUUUUUGAUAGGUGUGCCAAUUCCGGAGGAUUACUCCUUGGAUCAACAGUUGAUGAACGACGUUAUAGAGCAAGCUUUAGUCGAAGCUGAAUCGUUAAAUAUUCAUGGCAAGGAAGUUACCCCGUUUAUUCUGUCUGCCGUUUCCAAAAUUACCGGAGGCCGAAGUUUGCAUUCGAAUAUGAUAUUGAUAAAAAACAAUGCUCGUGUUGCGGCAGAAAUCGCAGUCGAAUUAUUGCGAAUCGAAAACAAUGGAUCUGACAGUUUCAGCACUGGCGCGAACCGGCAUUCAUCGGAGAUUCGAGAUCAGCGAGCGCCGGUGGUAAUCGGUGGCUCCAUUGUCGACACGUGCGUUUCUGUGUUGGACCAUGAUUUAAAGUUCAAGCAGCAGCACGACAAAGAAUAA